Messenger RNA from Hippocampus zosterae (dwarf seahorse), 5095 nucleotides. RefSeq names its product WASP family member 3b (gene wasf3b). The record is from RefSeq and is a predicted model, not a curated record. Gene Ontology annotation, molecular function: Arp2/3 complex binding; protein kinase A regulatory subunit binding; actin binding. The coding region runs from base 255 to 1730 and encodes 491 amino acids. Gene Ontology annotation, biological process: positive regulation of Arp2/3 complex-mediated actin nucleation; actin cytoskeleton organization. Lineage: Eukaryota; Metazoa; Chordata; Actinopteri; Syngnathiformes; Syngnathidae. The transcript is spliced from 10 exons. Gene Ontology annotation, cellular component: cytoskeleton.
CUCGGAGCGGCCAGACAGGCUGAGGGGGGGAUGCGAGGUUAGGAUGGCAGUGCUAAUAGUAGUACCUAACGGGACAUGCGGACCGGCUGAUUUUAUCUUCUAAUUCAACUACAGAAACGGGUGAUGUUAAACGCCCAGAACGGCGGCGUCCGGCUUGGGAGUUUUCUAGGCUGUGAGGAUGUAGGGUUGCUUCCGAUGUGGGUCAGCCCAUCAGAUUCGGGAAGCGACGUCGUGCGUGGCCGUGAAGCGUCGCCAUGCCACUGGUCAAGAGGAACAUCGAGCCGCGCCACCUGUGCCGCGGGGAGCUUCCCGACGGCAUCGGCAGCGAGCUGGAGUGUGUCAUGAACAACACGCUCUCCGCCAUCAUCCGCCAGCUCAGCAGCCUGAGCAAACAUGCAGAGGACAUCUUUGGUGAGCUGUUCAACGAAGCCAACACCUUCUACCUGCGCGCCAACUCUCUCCAGGAUCGCAUCGACCGGCUGGCCGUGAAGGUCACACAGCUGGACUCUACUGUGGAGGAAGUUUCCCUGCAAGACAUCAACAUGCGCAAAGCCUUCAAGAGCUCCACCACUCAGGACCAGCAGGUGGUGUCCAAAGGCAGUUUGCCCAACCCGGUGAAGGACAUGUACAACUUGAGUGACAAGCCUCCACCACUCAGCAUCCUCUCUUCAUACAGGGACGACAAGAAGGAAGCUCUUAAGUUCUACACCGACCCCUCCUACUUCUUUGACCUGUGGAAAGAGAAGAUGCUGCAGGACACAGAAGACAAGAGGAAAGAGAAGCGCAAGCAGAAGGAGCAAAAGCGCUGCGUGGACGGAACGUUGCAGAGGGAGGUGAAGAAGGUCCGGAAGGCGAGGAACCGCCGACAGGAGUGGAACAUGAUGGCGCUGGAUAAAGAGCUUAGACCGGACCACCGUCACACGAUACACAGAGACAGAGGGGCUUCCUCCGAGGGCUCCGUAUCUCCAGAGAACAGGGGUUACGGAGCCGACCUGCACCACUACCCCAACGCCAUGAACCACUCUGGCCACGCCCACACCUACUCGGGCCCGCCUCCCAGCGUCCUGGCGGCCCAGAUGGCGGCGGGCCAUGGCCCUCGCGGAGGAGUCGACCACGAAGGCAGGGGCAGGGUCGCGGCUUACCAGGGCGGCACGCUUGGCCGCGCCCACCACCACCACCACCAGCAUCAACAGCAAGUCCCGCUGCCUCCCCCGCCCGCCGAGGCGAUGAAUGGCGGCUCCGUGUCCCUACCUCCAAUGGACUACAGUUUGGAUGGUUACGCCAACACGGGGCCUCCGCCCCCACCCCCGGCUCCCCUCAUCCCUUCCGCCCUGACGGCCUUCGCCUCGCCACCCGGAGGGCCCAUGUCUCCCGGGCCCUGCGGCUAUGCUCCGCCUCCGCCACCCAUAUGCGGCGGCGGGGCAGUCGCUCCGCCGCCUCCUGGGCCUCCUCCGGCAUCUCUCCAAGCCGGUCCCUCCCACGCCAUGUUGCACAAAAUGUCGUCGCCCGUGCCUAUGGAGAGCAGCAUGGUCAACGAUGCCCGCAGUGACCUGCUGGCAGCCAUACGUAUGGGCAUCCAGCUAAAGAAGGUUCAGGAGCAGCAAGAGCAGCAGGCCAAGCGCGAGCCCGUCGGCAACGACGUUGCCACCAUCCUGUCGCGCCGCAUCGCCGUGGAGUACUCGGACUCCGAGGACGACUCCGAGCUGGAGGACAACGACUGGUCCGAUUGAAGCACACACACACACGCACACACACACACACAUACUGUAUAAGCCUAAGGGUCUACAAGCUGUAAUCAAGCACUGUAAAGAAGUCAAUAUACUAUAACCAUGACCACGUCCUGCUACCUUCACGUCUUGCUGGAUGCUUUUCAAGCACCAUGAGUGCCCCCGGUGUACCUGUUGUAAUGCUGCACUCACAUGUCAUGUAUAAUGUGAUGGAUAUGCCACAAGUGUUAGAUUCAACUAAAGACUUUCCUCUUGAGCUAAUCCCUUCCUUUUACUUUAUUUUAUUUUUUACUCAACAUUACACUAUAGAUCAUCAGGUAGAGCAGGGGUGGGCAACCUAUGGCCAAAUGCGGCCCGUGCAGAGUGUUUGAGCUGAUCUGGACCAAGGAAUUGAAGAAAAUGGAGAGUGUCAGGAGUGGAGUUAUUGCAUCUGUGCAGUUUCACCAGUAGAGGGCGUCUUUGAGACUCUUAAAAGACUUGGUAAAACUCUGACCUUGUUGAGGUGAGUUCGUACAGUUUCCGGUGUUCUCUCAAAUGAUCAAACUUUGCCUGCCCCCCCCCCCCCCGAUCCCCCCCCCCAAAAUUAAAUAUUCCUCAGGUAAUUAAUUUUGAGCCUAAAUUGACCCCUUCAAACGAAAAUGGCAGACUUCCUGUUUCUUUUUGGGAAUUGCUGCUUGAGACUUUUUUUGUGGUUCUGGUUAUGAUUAUGUCGACAAAAUGUCUCAGUGAAACUGUCUUCGGGGGCUGAAUAUUUUAAUGUGAAAAUAAGGUCCAAAAACCUUGAACCCACAAAUGCUCAUAAAAUAAUAAACUAAACGCCCUGCAUACACAAUGACAAGUACUGAAAUUCCUCACAAUUCAGCGUCAUCCGUUAUUCUCUUGAAUGUGGUUGAGGUAUGGUAGCAAUUGCACAAAAUUGACUAAUAAUUCGUCUUUGAGGGGCUGCCAAACAUUUGUCAAAAUGACCCUAAAUUGGCCACUUCAAACCAAAACGGCAGACUUCUUGUGUCUUUUUCGGGAAUGAUUUCUUGAGACUGUUUUAUGGGUUUACUCAUGGUAGACAUGUCUUCUAAAUUUCAUGUUGUUAAAUGAAACCGUCUUCAGAGGCUGAAUUUGAAAAUGUAAGUCCAGUCGGUGUAGUUACGCUUUAAAGGAGCCCUGAAAAUGUCCGCGGCGACUUUGAAAUGGCCGCAUGCAUGAGUACAUUUCGUUUACCGAAAUGGCUCCUAAUGGGGGUGUGUGGGGGGGGACAUUGCCCACCCCUGCUGUUGAUAGUGAGUGGGAAGUAAAUGUGAUUAAAAUAAAAAAAGAUUGAUGGUUGAGGCUGUGUCAUGUAUAUGGUCUUGUGUGACUUUUGUAAAAACCAGAGAUGAAUUAAAAGACCAAAAAAAAAAAACAUGAAUGGAGCACACCGGCUGGUGAGUUUCCUCACUGUCCUCUGGUGUCGUCACGCGUACUGUACCUGGCUCUCCUGUUUCUAUGGCGACAGGACCAGAGUUGCCACGGCAACCAGAUAGGGAGCAGGAGGGGGAAAUGAAGAAAACAGGCGAGGCCGGCGUGAUAUGCACUGCAUGUGUUUAUUUGCGUGUUUUUUUUUUAAUUAACUAACCAAAGCAAUAAAAAGUACAACUAGAGCGCUUUUGGAAAAAUAGACAGCACACAAUUCACACAAAUGUUGUAUUUUAUUUUAUUUUUUUUUAAACAGUUAAAUUAGUGCAUGUCGAUUCUCAUUUUGCAGAUACUUCAAUUGUGCCAUCGUGAUCCCUCCUCAACCCCAAAAAUAAAGUGCAUUUCACAUUUAGAAACAACACACCAAGCUGUUACGGUGGCAACCCUCCCCCCCUUCCCCUCCCCCAAGACAUUCACAGGCCCCCUUGAGUGUCGAGUUAGUUCGCUCAAACCACUUCGAGCUCCUCCUCGGCUACACGAUUACUUUCAAUGAUUGUGUGACAGAUAAGUGUGACAGUCUUUUGCUAUUCUUAUAAAACAAAAGCCCUUUUCGCACCCUUUUUGACAAAUUCCAGUACCAGGGGGGGCAAAAAAAAUUUUUUUUGAAGUGGUGCGACCAAGUCCUUCCAUUCAGAGUGACUGCUUUGGUAGCACCAUGCACGGUGGUUAAGUCUCCCCAUUGGAAAGCAUGCCGUAUUAUUUACACAACGUAGCCCGAGGGGAAAAAAAAAUAACAAAAGGUGUCACUACAUUCAGAAAAAAAGGCUAUUACAGCGCUGUGAUAUCAUCGUACAACGUAAGGAAUUCAAAACGGAAAAAAAUAGAACUUUUCAAUGAAUAUAACAAAAUAGACAUUUUUUUUGUUUUUGUGUUUUGUUUUGUUUCUUCUUUUUUUUGUGUGUGUGUCAUUGUUGUGAUGUCAACAUAGACUGGGGCCACAUCCCGAAAGUCCUCCGAUAUCAUUCGGAAGUGGCCCCCUUGUUUAGCUCAUAAGAUCAUUCAAAGUUCACUUGACUUGCACCGAUUUAAUCGAUCAUCCUCUUUCACUUUGGCUUUAAGUAGACUCGUUUUGUUUUUUUAGUCCCAUGAUGUCAUCGCGGCAGCAUGCGGUAGAGCGCAAAAAAAAUGUUUUUUGUUUUUUGUAUUUUUUAAGGUGGUGGGAGAUUUUUUUUUUCCAGAAGGAAGACUGGCAAGCAGCGGCAUCCGCAAAACUAAAACAGCAAACACCCAUGUACUGCAUUUUAUGGAGUGACAUGCUCCUCCCUAGAGGAGAACACUUGCGGCCAUGCAAUUCUGAGCACGACAAACACACGCACAUAAAAAAAAAAAGACACUUGAGGUUACAACACCCGAGGGGGUUCGCUCGGCACAGUGGACAACAAAACAGGGUGCUUGUAUUAAUUGAGACAACGUGUCUGUUGUGCUGAUGAAUGACAUCGAUAAAGAUGUACGUUGGUCACAUUAAUCAUAUCAUGAGGUCAUAUUAACAUGAAUAAUUAUGGAUCGGAAACGGCGAGUUGUGGAAAACGCGCUAACGACGGACUGUCAUCCGAGGUUUGUUUUCAUAAGUGAAAUUUCAACUGCAAUUCCCACGAAAGCAAAUCAGAUGAUAAUGAUGUCAUCAUUUUUUUUUAAAAAAGGCACAUCAAGAGAAUUUAAUUUUCGAGGUCAUUCUCAAUGGGCUUUGUUGCGAUUAGUUGUAAGGUUUCAUUACCAAAAAAAGUCAAGAUUUUGGGACAAAAGCAAAUCACCUCACAGUUCCAAAAUAAUCAUAGCUCCGUGAAGCCCUUAUGAUGAUUUUUAAUUUGACGUGACACUCAGUGGACUCUGUUGCAAUUUCAUUUUUUGACCUUGUUAUCACCUUGAAGUUUAAUCUGCGUCGUUUUUUUUUUGUGUUUGUUUUUUUACCCAAAACAAAU